Messenger RNA from Kuraishia capsulata CBS 1993, 1857 nucleotides. RefSeq lists its product as uncharacterized. The transcript has a single exon. Bases 1 to 1857 code for a protein of 618 amino acids. Gene Ontology annotation, molecular function: polyamine transmembrane transporter activity. NCBI's taxonomy places the organism in Eukaryota, Fungi, Ascomycota, Pichiomycetes, Pichiales, Pichiaceae. The record is from RefSeq and is a predicted model, not a curated record. Gene Ontology annotation, biological process: transmembrane transport; intracellular polyamine homeostasis.
AUGAGUGAAGGUCUUCAAAAGGCUCAACGAAACUCUGAAGACGCAGGAUCGAUAUCGUCGCUUGAAUCUGUCUCGUCAGAACGGUCUAAUCUCCAAGGCCAUGAACCACAGCAGAUCACCGAGGAUAACGAAAUAGGCGUCGAAGCUUCCAGAAGAUCGUCGACGAUAUCAAGAGUCCUCACCUUUGACAAGUCAAAAAUCGUGCCUAGAGGCAAACGCCGUGGACUUUUGGCCAAUUUUUCACUCGUGCCAGAGUACUCUAACCCCAGAGAACUGCCGAACAAGGUCAAGUACAGCAUUGUGUUCGUGGUGGCAUGUUGUGCCAUUGCUGGACCCAUGGGAACGUCGAUUUUAUUACCUGCUAUUGACGACGUUGCGAGAUCGCUUCACACUUCUGAGAAAAUAGUCAACAUUUCAGUGGGUAUCUAUCUUUUGACGCUUGGUAUCUGUCCUCUGUGGUGGUCGAGUUUCUCUGAGAGACAUGGAAGAAGAUCUAUUUAUUUGAUCAGUUUUGGAUUGCUAUUGGGAUUCACAAUUGGAAACGCUUUGAGUACUUCCAUAGGAAUGCUCAUUGGGUUCAGAGUUUUGAGUGGUGCCUCGAGUGCAUCCGUUCAGGCUGUAGGAGCAGGUACUAUUGGUGAUCUGUAUCCACCAGCACAGCGUGGACGGGCCUUGGGUGUUUACUAUCUUGGUCCUCUGUGUGGUCCUUUAUUUGCACCCAUUAUUGGUGGUGCAUUGAACGAAGGUUGGGGGUGGAGAGCUACCCAAUGGUUUCUGGUGAUUUUCAGUGCGUUGUGUUUGCUCUUGCUUGUGUUUGUUCUUCCAGAGACAUUGAGAUUGCAAGAUAACAAAGAUGCGGUCAGGGACAUUCUGAGAUCUCGACUCAAGAAAAAUCAAGAUACUGAAGCAAAGGUGGAAAGUACCAGUGAUGAUGAAAGAGUUGAAAAGAUUUUGUCCAGACUGUCUAGGCAGCCCUCACAAGUUGCCGAGGAGGAAGGAGCGGUUGCUAUGGGAGAAGUUGCUCCGGAGUCAGUAACCAGCAACUCUGUCAGAUCUGGGAAGUUCAGACAAAUCGAUCGGGGGAAACUGGAAAAACGAGUAUCCCAGCUGGACUCACAGAAGUUGACAAAAGCACAGAUGAUCGAUGAAAAGUUCAAGAUCUACUGCUAUGGUCCAGCCAAGUCAUUGGUAUUUUUCAGGUAUACGCCAGUCUCUUUGGCAGUGGCCUAUUCCUCGAUAUCGUUCUGCAUUCUCUAUUUCGUGAACAUGACUCUGACAUACGCAUACUCCCGUCCGCCAUACAACUUCAGUUCCGUGUUGGUGGGCUUGGUGUACAUCCCCAAUUCCAUUACCUAUAUCAUAGCCUCGAUCUGGGGAGGAAGAUGGGUCGACCAUCUUUUGGCCAAGUACAAGGAGAAACAUGGUACGAUUGUUCCUGAAGCAAGAAUCGGGGCCAAUGUCUGGCUUGCAGCUGGUAUAUUUCCGUUCUCUCUGUUGAUCAUUGGUUGGUGUCUUGGUGAGAAAAAACACUGGGUCACACCUCUUAUUGGUACUGCCCUUUUUGGAUUUGCCAGUAUGAUGGUUAUUGGUGCUACCGUGACGUACUUGGUCGACUCUCUUCCUGGAAGAGGAGCCACAGGUGUUGCUCUCAACAACUUUGUUCGGAUGAUCCUUGCGACCGUGGCAACCUUUGUGACUGAACCUCUAAUCGAUGCGCUUGGUAUUGGUGUACUGUUCUCUAUUCUGGCAGGUAUAAUCGCGGUCAUUCCGUUGCUUCUGGUGAUACUCAAAUGGAAGGGUGACUACUACAGAGAAACAUACGAUUUGGAGAAGCUUUACGAUAUCGUGGAUGAUUAA